CCACGAGGGGGCAGGGCCGUUGCGCCACUUCCGUCCAUACAGGAACCCAAGAUGGCUGCGCUGUUGUUGAGGCACGCUGGCCGCCCCUGCCUCCGAGCCCGCCUUGGUCCUCAGCUCUGCAUCCGAAAUGCGGUUCCUUUGGGAACCACGGCCAAAGAAGAGAUGGAGAGAUUCUGGAACAAGAACCUUGGGUCAAACCGCCCCCUGUCUCCUCACAUCACCAUCUACAGGUGGUCCCUUCCCAUGGCGAUGUCCAUCUGCCACCGCGGCACUGGGAUAGCCUUGAGUGCAGGGGUCUCUCUCUUCGGCUUGUCGGCCCUGGUGCUGCCUGGAACCUUCGAGUCGCACCUGGAGCUGGUGAAGUCGCUGGGCCUGGGGCCGGCGCUGAUCCACACGGCCAAGUUCGCUCUCGCCUUCCCUCUCGCCUACCACACCUGGAACGGGGUCCGGCACCUGAUGUGGGACCUGGGCAAGGGCCUGAAGAUCCCGCAGCUCUACCAGUCGGGUGUGGUGGUCCUGGUUCUCACUGUGCUGUCCUCCGUGGGUCUGGCGGCCAUGUGAGCAGCUCGAGGCCCCGCUCCGUCCUCCCGCAGAUGAUUGAUUAGGGGGCCUGACUUCCUGUUGUCACCCUCCCUCCAGCCGGGGCAGCGUCUCCCGGUGUGUCCGACCCUCUUGUGCUUGCAGUUGCCCUUGAAGCUCAGCAGCAGAGCCCCUUCGAGAAGCACAGCCGGGGAGCGGGGCCGUUUCCCUUGCUCCUAAAGGUGGAGUAACACAGAGACUCUCUUUUCCUGCCCCCGCGUACCGCCGGCUCUCGUCCUGGGGGCCCCUUCCCUCCUUGGUUUGUGCUGAGGGUCAGCUCUUGGCUCCUUCUUCCUGGGGCAGUGGAAACAAAGCCAGCUCUGUGGCCCCUGCUGUGGGGACUGCGGGUGGGGCUCCGGGUGCCACUGCCUGUGGGCUGCUGGCUCACAGGACAGUCCUGCCUGGGGUCUCCCGCACCCACUCGGUGGGGGCUGGGGAGGAGGCUGGUCCCAGCUGGAGGGGGUGAAGAGGGUGAGUUGGCUCUCGGAGGGUGUGCUUUGGGGAGAAGAUACAUAGUUUUUGAUCAAGAGAAAGAUCCAGAAGGUUAUUGUUGAACCUGUGGUUAUUUUUUUUCUUGCAGUUUCAGAAAAACAAGCCUCUUAUUGUCAUGUUUUCUAAUCCAAAUUCAUGUGAUUUUUCUGAGAUUGAUUAAAAAACUCAUGUCA
This is a messenger RNA of Phyllostomus hastatus (greater spear-nosed bat), 1244 nucleotides long. RefSeq names its product succinate dehydrogenase complex subunit C (gene SDHC). The transcript has 6 exons. Gene Ontology annotation, cellular component: membrane. The record is from RefSeq and is a predicted model, not a curated record. The coding region runs from base 52 to 561 and encodes 169 amino acids. Gene Ontology annotation, molecular function: electron transfer activity; succinate dehydrogenase activity. NCBI's taxonomy places the organism in Eukaryota, Metazoa, Chordata, Mammalia, Chiroptera, Phyllostomidae. Gene Ontology annotation, biological process: tricarboxylic acid cycle; mitochondrial electron transport, succinate to ubiquinone.